Messenger RNA from [Candida] anglica, 2802 nucleotides. The record is from the annotation of a GenBank genome assembly. NCBI's taxonomy places the organism in Eukaryota, Fungi, Ascomycota, Pichiomycetes, Serinales, Debaryomycetaceae.
AUGCUGCACCCGUUGAGACCUGGAUCGGCGUCGGGGACAAAAUCUCCCUCUGACGAGCCUCCAUCUUAUGAUUUUUCCGUCUCAUCUUCAAAUGCAUCACUCUCUGAUUUAUCAAGACCAACAUCCCCACCAAUCUCUAGGAUGAGUACUAGUAACAUAUUACGAGCAAGUAAUGCACCAUCCAAGGGAGCCAAAGGAAGUAAAGAGGGAAUGGAUAUUAACCGGACUCCAUAUGUGCCAUCUUCAGAACUUCAGAGUCAGAUCGACUCUCUUUCUAGAAAUAGCCCGUUAUCAACCACAACCUCUCAAGGUGAAUAUUUUGAUGUGCUUCCAUCAUUUCAAAUGUUUCAAUCUAUUCUUAAGCGUGACAAUAGCCAAUUUAGUGAGAAUUUAUCUGUUGAUCCACCAACCUAUGGCGAUGUCGAAAACACUUCACCAACUCCUCCUUCACUUUCCCCAGUGAAUUCUCACGCUGGUCCAAGUUCUGGCAAUGCAUCCAAUACUAUGUUACCAAGUGAGUAUAGUUUAGAUGCUGUAAUGGAUAGUGUAGCAGACUAUAAUAUCAAUGAUCUUGAAUCAGGAGAAGUGGAGCAUCGUGCUUAUCAUUCAGAAACGCAAGAUACACCGAACUCAAACCCCAACUUUGCAACAACUCAUGAUACAUAUGGUCACACUGUACUUGAUAAUAUUGAUAGACUUCCUAAACUUCAUAAUUCUCCCCUUGAAAUACAAAUUUAUGUUACCAAACAAGUUCCACACCCCCAUACAGCACCAGAACUGGAGACAAGACUCAAGGAGUAUUCAAGUGGGGACGUGGUAAAUGGAUACAUCGUCAUCACGAAUAAUUCUGAUGCCCCCGUAGACUUUGGCCUUUUCAUCGUGACAUUGGAAGGUACCGUUAAGGCCACUGAACGAGUUACUGGUAAUGAUCAAGAUGCUGGUAAGAUAAAGAAGCUUUUGAUGAAAAAGUUUCUCAAGAUGUACGAUUUGAAUGCAUCUUAUGGAUAUGCCUACAUUCCCAAUAGUGCUGGUAUAGAAUAUGAAGCAUAUUCUACCGAUGAACAUGAUGGCUGUGUCUUGGGGAUUCCAAGUGUAAGAAUACUUCAACCUCAUACCAAAUAUAAGAAAUUUUUCACUUUCAAAUUUCCAGAAAAAUUACUUGACAACGUCUGUAUGAAUUCUGUAUUGCCACAUGUUUUACCUCCACCAUCGAUGGGGUUGGACAAAACAUGUUUCUAUGGCAGAGGCGCCACCAUUUCGUUGAAUAAAGCAUUGGGAUAUGGAUACCUUAACGCUAGAGGUACUCCUUUAUUAACUAAGGAUUAUGCUUUUGAAGAUGUUAGCGUUUCAUACACAAUUGAAGCUAAGUUUAUUGAUAAACUAAAUGCAAAAGACCAGAAGAAUCCUCUUUCUCAUCAAGAUAUUAAUGAUCCGAACUCGGAAGAAGAUUAUGUUAUCUCAAGUAAUUCCCAAUAUUUCUUGAGGUAUAUUCCAAACUUAAAUAAGCAGCUUGAUUAUUAUAAUCAAGAUUUCCAUUAUGGAACUGAUCUGUUCGCUAACAUUGGAAUUGAUGGGAAACUUUUUCAAGGCUAUCUUAACAUGAAUACUUGGCGUAGUUUUAAUCAACUGAAUUACCAAAUUGAACGUGAAAUUAAUUCUUGUUUAAGUAAAGGGGAAUUCACUGAUGAUGAACUUAAGAAUCAAAAUUUGAUCUUAAAGAAUUCUAAAAAGACAACUACAGAAUUGCACAACUUUAAUGUCAAAGAUCAAAUUCUUGACCAAUUAUUGCAUACUCAUGCUAAGGAAUUGGAUGUAGAUGAUAAUUUAUAUUAUCAUGAUUAUAGAAUGAUUGGUACUACUAAAUCUUUACCAAUAUAUGGGAAGAAAAAGAAAAAGAUUUUAUCAUCCUUGAUUAAGAUUGGGACUCUGAAAAUGUUUUUAAGAGUUCCCAGUAAAGUUUUCCCUUAUUCAUCACCAAAGUUACUUAUGAAGUAUAAUAAUGGUAGUAUGAGUAACCCUCCGACCCCGAAUCUCACACCAUCAUCUUCUCGCCGAAGUUCAUCUUUAGCUCCAUCCAGAUCUAUCGAUGCUGGUCUUAUGUUGAGCCCUGUCAGUUCAAACGCUAAUAUCGAACAAUUAUAUCAUCACGAAAAGGAAGAUUUAAUUGACCAUGUUCAUAUUACUCUUGUGUUUAAAGCAAUAGAUAAUGCAACCACUCCGCCAAAGAUUGACUAUGUUGAAUCCAAUAUAGUCGCCUGGUCAUAUAAUACAGAGUAUCCAUUACCCAUAGCUCUUGGAUAUGACUUCUUCUAUUGUAACCCGCGUGAAGAGGCACUCCAUACCAGUCACGAUGAUGUGGAGAAUACAAGGGAGAAUCUUCAACAAUUGAAAGAUCUGGCAUUCGAUUAUCUUCAUUUCUUGAAAUCCAAUAAAACUACUAUUUCGCGUGACUCAGUACUUUACUUGGAGUCGUUGAAGACCCUUAGUGUUAAAAAGGAUGUCAUUAAGGAGUAUUUUGCUACAUGUACUCAUACAACUCACGCAAAUCUUCUCAACAAUGAAGGUGAUUGGAAGGCACUGCAGUCACGUACUACCCAGAGACUUCUUUGGACGAAGGAGUUAAAGAUUCCUCUUAAUGCUAUUAACAAACACAACGUUACUUUACUCCCAUCAUUCCAAAGUUGUUUAGUGGGUCGUAUCUACUGUUUACAGGUUCUCGUAAAGUACAAGGGCAGCGGGUCUGACCAGAAGGAAUUUGCUGAUAAUAUUGUCAAGGUUGAUGUUCCGAUUUUAAUUGGUUAG